Molecule: messenger RNA, 1389 nt
Organism: Drosophila ficusphila
Lineage: Eukaryota; Metazoa; Arthropoda; Insecta; Diptera; Drosophilidae
Exons: 2
Coding region: 220-1305 (361 amino acids)
Source: RefSeq, a predicted model, not a curated record
UGAACUAGUUUAUAAGCGGGAUUUUCUCAUUUCUAUUAGAGACAUUGAAUUGUAUUAGCUUUAAUUUUUUUUUAACGCUAUAAAAACGAGUUUUAAUAAAGAAGAUUAUGUUUAUCAUUUAUGUGCUAUUUGUUUACAAUCACAAUUGUAAGAGGAUGGUGUAAACAAACAACUUUUAUAUAUACAAGCACAUCACUCUCCUGAAACAUCAGAAUCACCAUGCGCCCGAAGGACCACCCCGAUCUGCGAUUCGACGUGAUUCCCAAGCUGUACGAUGUGCACUUCAAGGUGUUCAUAACCAGUUUGUGUCACGUACAGGAGCAGCUGCAUCUGCUGCCCCGACGAUUCUGCGGGAUGUACACAACCCGUCCGCUGGCGAACCAACUGUUCGUGAACCUGAAAAACCGCAAUGCGAAUAUCAAGGAGAAGGACUUCCAUCUGGUGGAGGAGUGCGAACCCUUCUCUCUGAUCCUCAGCGAUGGCAAGCGCCUGGAGGCGAUGUUCUGCUCCGGGAGCCAUCUGGGCAACAGCCUCAUUCUGUUCAUCCGGCGGCAGCAGGGCGGCAAGUUGCUCUACUGCUACUCGGCCGCGAGGCUGGAAAACCUCGGUGCCCUACUGGGCAACCGCAUCUUCAACUCAUGGAUCAGCGAGGGCACCGAUCAGCUGUACCUCAAUCUGUCCUCCGUGAAUUUCCCCUUCGAACAUGUGGACUUCGAUGAGGUAGCAAAGACUAUUGAGGAAUAUGGAAAGAAGAGAAACAAUAGCGUGGUGCACUUGGAUGUACCUUUCUUUGGCUAUGAGGAGAUGCUCUGGCUGUUGGCACACACACGGCUUCGUGGACACAUUCGCCUAGAUGACAAGUUAGCAGAUAGCUACAAGUGCCUUAGUGACGAUCUGGAGCGAUUUCAGCAGAAGGAUUAUGUCACAAGGAUGCAUGUGGGUGGUUCGCUUGGGGAUGCUAAACCAGCCUAUCACCCGAGGAAGGUUGUCUCCCUGGAUAUAAAGCUCUUCAAGUGGUCGCCGAAACCGACGAGGAUGCAUCUUCGCCAGCUUUGCAGCUUAUUGCGACCGGAACACAUUCAGGCGAUUGUGAACUUCCACUCGGAUGGAGUUGUCCCACCCAUUCCCUCGUUUUUGAAAGUCUUCAAACCAAACUACCUUCCGCCAAUCGAUUACGCAACAGCGUUUAAUGAUCUGGGAUUUUCACAGGAAAGAGUGGAGAGACAAGGUCCCUUUCGUGAGGUCCGGACCAAGAAUCGCUGUCAAUUUUUGGACGAUGGCGACGAAAGCAGUUGUUCAGAUUAGAAUGAUAAAAAGCUUACCUAAAAUUAUAUGAACACUCCAAACUGAAUUUAAAUAAAAUACAAAUGCAUGUUAAAUAAGCAAAAA